CAGCUCUAUGGUAUUUUCCCAAAGCUAUGGCUUCCUGCACUAGUUGCUAUCUUUUUUGUCACAUGACUCGUAAGCCAUAUAUAUUAGAACUAUUCCUGAUGGGACAUCUCGCAGCCUCAUUCUGGCGCAUCAAUUCUUAUGCUAAUAAUCUUUCCCUUUGAACUUUGUAAUCUCCCACAAAUACAUCACAUGUCGAUGACAUCAACAUGUUUAUUCAUUUGCAUUUUCCCUGCACGUAAUGGCUAAUCAGACCCUAGUUAGAUAUUAAAAGUAAUUAAACUGCUGAUUAAGAUUAAGACUUUAAGCUGUGACAAAGGUCACAUGGGAUGGAACUUGGUCCGUUACAUACGCAUACCAGCGGUCAACAGACUUUGAGGGGAACAGGCAGUGAUGUGAUGCUUUCCGACACAGAUUCAUGAAGACAAGUUUUGAUGGCACACGCUUUUUCGUCAGAUCUUGAUGCAUGUACUUCAGCACAGUUUGCCCUUGAUGCGUAUUUGCAUAAAUUGAAUAUCAAGAACCUAGGACUAAAAUCCAAGAUGGGUAGAACUUGGAACCAGUUCCUGCUCCUCUUCUGGAAGAACUGGACCCUCCAGUCACGCAAAGUCAUCCUCACUAUCUUCGAGAUCCUUAUUCCUUUGGUCUUUGCUGCCCUGCUGCUCAUCAUACGCUCGUACGUGGAGUUCGAACAGUACGAGUCGCCGAUAGUCUACGGUUCCCACAGUGUCAACCAGCUCCCACCGACACUUCUGCCACCAAAUGUGACCAACUCCACCCUUCCGCCGUACUAUUGGAAGAUUGCCUAUGCGCCAAAGGGCAAAGCUGCUGAUGAGAUCAUGAGGAGGGUGGUGGAAAGGCUGAAAACCAAUUUCACCGUGGUUCAACCUGUGCAAUUGGAGAGUGCAAUGGGUUUCAACUCUGAGGAAGAUCUUCUCGCAGUCUUGAAGCUCACCCCCACUGAGAACAUCCUCGGUGGCAUCAUCUUCCAGAGUGGUUUCCAAGACAACGGGAAGGGCAUCCCGGCCAACUUGACCUACAAGAUCCGACUGAGUAACUCCAUGCGGAAUGUGGAGAAGCAGAGUAGUUUCAUGACCCAGUGGCAGACCCAGUCGCUCUUCCCGUUCUACCAGCUGCCAGGACCAAGGAACAAAGAUGAUACGUAUGGCGGAGUACCAGGUUACUACCGUGAGGGAUUCCUGGCUUUGCAGUACGCUGUAGACAUGGCCAUCCUCCAAGCCCAAGGUGCUACCGUCAACCACGCGACCCUGAUGCAACGCUACCCCUACCCACCGUACAUAGAUGACACUUAUGUGGCUGUCCUACAGACCACUCUGCCAGACCUGAUCAUGGUCAGUCUGGUUCUGGUGGCUCUCGGUAUCGCCAAGAAUGUGGCUUACGAAAAGGAGAAACGAUUGAAGGAAGCCAUGAAGAUGAUGGGUCUGGCCAACUGGAUCCACUGGUCGGCCUGGUUCAUCAAGUACUUCAUCUACCUCCUCAUCACCAUCUCUCUCAUGACGCUCAUGUUCUGCAUCAAGGUCGGUGACCUCCGUGCCGCGGUGGUGACCCACAGUGACCCCUCUGUCAUCUUCGUAUUCCUGAUGCUGUAUGCUACAGUCAGCAUCAUGUACAGCUUUGCAUGCAGUGCACUGUUCUCAAAAGCUAACUCAGCCGCGGUCGCAGCCGGUGUGUCGUGGUUCAUUACCUACAUGCCGUACUACUUCAUCAUGUUGUUCUAUCAGCGGAUGACCCUGCCUGGCAAGCUGGCAUGUUGCCUGCUGUCUAACACUGCCAUGGGGCUGGGAACACAACUCAUUGCUAUCUUUGAAGGCACAGGAGAGGGCGUACAGUGGAGCAACAUCAACAGACCAGUAUCGGUGGAUGAUGACUUCACAUUGCUACACAUCAUGCUGAUGAUGGUAGGGGAUAUCAUAAUCUAUGGUGUCUUCACGUGGUACGUGGAGGCUGUGUUUCCUGGAGAGUACGGCGUACCACAGGGAUGGAACUUCUUUUUAAAGCCAUCCUAUUGGUGUGGGACACCCGUCAUCACAGAAGUACUCGCGGGCGACAGUUUUGCAAUGAAGGUUCGGUCGGGAAGUUUUUUCGAGGAGGAACCAACUGACAUGGAGGCUGGGGUCCAGAUCAGGGGCCUGACUAAGAUCUUUCCCAAGAACAAAGCGGCCGUCAACGGCAUCUCCCUGAACAUGUACCGAGGCCAGAUCACCGUCUUACUAGGCCACAACGGUGCUGGCAAGACCACCACCAUGUCCAUGCUGACCGGCUUCAUCCCGCCAACCAGCGGCACGGCUUUUAUGAACGGAUGCAGUAUCCGUGGCAACCUAGAAGGGGUCAGGUCUAGCCUCGGACUCUGCCCACAGCAUGACGUACUGUUUGGAGAUCUGACUGUAGAGGAACACCUUUACUUCUUUGGCAAACUGAAAGGUCUUACAUCUUCUGCGGUUAAGAAGGAGUCAGAUCACUACAUUGAAGCGACGGGCCUUCAAGACAAGAGAAAACAGCUGGCCAAGUCCCUGUCAGGAGGAAUGAAACGCAAACUGUCCGUGGCCAUUGCCCUCAUCGCUGACUCUAAGGUGGUGAUGCUGGACGAGCCUACGUCCGGCAUGGAUCCAGACGCCCGCCGGUCAACCUGGGACCUCCUUGAGACCCACAAGACUGACCGUACCAUCCUACUGACCACUCACCACAUGGACGAAGCUGACCUGUUGGGAGACCGCAUCGCCAUCAUGUCUGAAGGGGAACUGCAGUGCUGCGGAACCUCACUCUUCCUCAAGAAGAAAUAUGGUGUUGGCUACCACAUGGUCAUGGUCAAAUCCCCCCUCUGCGAUGUCAGGAGGGUCUCAGACCUAAUCCACUCCUACAUCCCGAGUGCCGCAAUGGAGAGCGACGUUGGGGCAGAGUUGUCGUUCAUCCUGCCCAACGAGGCUUCGGACAAAUUUGAGGGUCUCUUCACAAAACUUGAAGAGAGCAAAGAAGAACUGGGCAUCAGUAGUUACGGUGCAUCGCUGACAACUAUGGAAGAAGUUUUCAUCAAAGUUGGUGAAAAUUCCGACAGCACCUUGAGAGACAAACUUCACCACACAUCGGUGGCAAACCAUAACCACCACCAUGAAACCAACGGUCCGCUGCCCUCCAAAGAACACAAUGGUGUGGUCCAGAAUGGCCACUCCAACGGAGUCGCGCCCUCGAGCCCUGGCUUAACAAAACGCUCCCACUACGGAUCCAUGGACAGCUUGCAUCAGGGCUCUCUGCUCGGCGAAUCUACACUCAUUGACAUGCCGGGAGACAUUAGCAAUGGCAGUAUUUUAGGUGACAAGUUUACCAGUACAAGCAAGCUAUCAUUGACCACACGUCGCAACAAGGGCCCACGGCUGUACGCUCAGCAGUUUUGGGCCAUGCUGAUCAAGCACAUCUUGCACAGCAUGCGUAACUUCAUCUUAGCCACAGUGCAACUUGCUGUUCCCUUAUUGACCACCAGUGUGGCCGUUGUUCUGAUUCUCGUUGCGCCUCAGCUAGAAGCCUCCCCACCCCUCGUCAUCAGUGCCACCCCCUAUCAAAACAGCAUCGCUCAGUUCUCUAAAGGGAAAAACCUGUCUCAUCCUGUUACCGAGAGUUUGAGCAGUAUGUACAGCCAGCAUUUUCAAGGCACGGCAACCCAAGUGGUAGACAUCGACUCGCUCACAUCCAUCCCUCACGACAUGCGGGACUAUCUAAUCUCAGAGGGCGAGAGUUCCAUCAGUGCGUUCAACUCCCGGAAUCUGGUCUCGGCGACUUUUGAAUAUUAUGACAACAAGCCUGUCGUCAUCGGAAACAUCACUUUAGGGAAUAUCUCCCUCCUUGUUGGCACAGCUUUCUACAACAACCAACCCUAUCACACAUCCCCGCUCUCUCUAAAUGCCAUCGAUAAUGCUUACCUGAUGCACUACCUCACCAAAGACCACCGCGUUACGGUAAUCAAUGAACCCUUGCCUCCAACACUCCAGGAGCAAUUCUCCGAGCAGUCAGACACCUUUGGCAUGGGGAGUAUGAUUGCCUUUGUCAUGAUGUUUGGCAUGGCGUUCCUAGCUUCUUCUUUUGGCGUCUUCCUGAUGAUGGAAUCCUCAACCAAAGCUAAGCAUCUCCAAAUCGUCAGCGGAGUGCAUUCCACCACCUUCUGGCUCUCCAAGCUCAUCUGGGAUAUCAUCAACUACAUGAUCCCUUGCAUCCUGAUUGGAAUCCUUAUGUUAGCCUGCAGAGUAGAAUCCUAUGCCUUAGAAGGCCGAGUCUGGGACCUGUACCUCCUCUUAUUCCUCCACGGUUGGGCAAUCAUCCCCUUGAGUUACCUCCUAUCCUUCCUCUUCAAGGAGCCAGCCUCGGGCUAUGUUCGCAUCCUCAUCAUCAACAUCGCCUUGUCCAUGGUCAUGUACUUCACAUACGAAGUCCUCUCCAUCCCUGAUCUGGGAUUGGAAGACAUCGCUGAGAUCUUGGACUGGGUCUUCAUGCUGAUGCCGCUGUACAGUCUUGGCGCUGCAAUGGAGACAUACUACCUCCAUUUUAAUCACAUCAAGAUCUGCUUGUCGUUCCCGCCAUUCAGCUUACAGUAUUGUGAUGCACAGGGCAUUUCUUACGAGCCUGACUACCUGACUUGGGAAGGGGAGGGCAUCGGUCGCUACUUGGUCUACCUUGCCGUAGAAGGCUUCGUGUACAUGUCCCUAGUAUUCCUGGUAGACUCCAGCCUGUUCAAGAAGGUGGCUCCUAAACUCAGGAAGGCCUUCUGCCGACGGAAGGCACUCGUCUACAGUGAGAUGAACAAAGUCACUGGUUUGGCGGCUGAUGAAGAUGUUGCCACGGAGAAAUCCCGCAUCACAGACACACCUCUCACAAAGCUCUGCCAGACUGAUGCUUUGCUCAUCAGUGACCUGAGGAAAGUCUACUCAUUGAGGGGAGGCCAGGGCCUGGUGGCAGUCGAUGGCAUCUCUGUUGGGGUGCCUCUCGGGGAGUGCUUUGGACUGCUGGGUAUUAACGGAGCAGGGAAGACCACAACAUUUAAGAUGUUGACUGGAGAUGAGUCUGUAACAUCAGGCACUGCGUUCCUUGAUGGAUACAGCAUCAAAUCAGACAUCAAACUAGUCCAACAGAGGAUGGGUUACUGCCCUCAAUUUGAUGCCCUCAUCGAUCAAAUGACGGGCAGGGAAACUCUCACCAUGUACGGUCGACUGAGAGGUGUUCCUGAGGCCCACAUACCGGCUGAAGUCAAUCGACUACUCAAGAUACUUACCAUCGAGCCCCAUGCCGACAAACUGACCAAGACUUACAGUGGAGGAAACAAGCGCAAAUUGAGCACAGCCAUUGCUCUGAUGGGGGACCCACCAAUCGUCUUUCUUGACGAGCCAACAACGGGUAUGGACCCCGUUGCAAGGAGACUAUUAUGGGAUACGCUGUCGCAGAUCCGGGCCAGCGGCAAAUGCAUCAUUCUCACAUCACACAGCAUGGAGGAAUGCGAAGCUCUAUGCACACGCCUAGCCAUCAUGGUCAACGGUCAGUUCAAAUGCCUGGGUAGCGUGCAGCAUCUCAAGCACCGCUUUGGCCAGGGGUACACCGUGCUUGCCAAGGCUAGACACGGAGGGGACCUGAGUGGGUUCAAACAGCACAUGGAGGAGCAAUUUCCAGGCAGCAAACUGAAGGACGAGCAUCAAGGCAUGGUGCACUACCACAUCACUAACACCCAGCUGACGUGGGCCCAGAUCUUCGGCACUAUGGAGAGGGCCAAGUCACGCUACGACAUCGAAGACUACUCUGUCAGUCAGACUACCCUGGAGCAGGUCUUUCUGAACUUUGCCCGCAUGCAGAGGGAAGACGUCCGGCAACGGUAGCAUGACCGACCCAAAGGAGCUUUGUAGAUAAUAUGCAAUAUAGAUUAUUUUACAUUCAGCAGGAUUUGUUUCUUCUUUAACCCUUUCAUAUCUAUGCAGCAUGCUUCAUCCUGAAUGUUCAUACUUCAUCAGUGCUUAAAAGUAGUACUGCUGCUAAGACUGUGAAUCUGUUUGUUUAAUUUUCUAAAUGUUUAAACCCAUUACUCACAAGUUUUCAAGGUUUAAAGGAAUGAUGGCCAAAAAAAGACCUUGCAACAUAAAAUGACUACUAACUACACUACUUGUACAAUGUAAAAGAUUAUUGGUUAUUGGAGAAAAAACUACGUACGUGUUUGUCAUUGUUUGUAGAAACCAGAAGUUCAAUAAUCUUAUCAAAAGUGAUAAUCCAUGCCCCAUUGUUUUCACUGUUUAGUAUAAGUUUAAAUUUAUGACUGCCUUGACUGCUAUUGUUAUUAUGUUUUUCACAAUUUCAUUUUUCACUUUGCAUGCCACA
Patiria miniata (bat star) is the source of this 6360-nucleotide messenger RNA. Its product is annotated as ATP-binding cassette sub-family A member 3-like. NCBI's taxonomy places the organism in Eukaryota, Metazoa, Echinodermata, Asteroidea, Valvatida, Asterinidae. The transcript has 21 exons. Gene Ontology annotation, biological process: lipid transport; transmembrane transport. The record is from RefSeq and is a predicted model, not a curated record. The coding region runs from base 432 to 5867 and encodes 1811 amino acids. Gene Ontology annotation, molecular function: lipid carrier activity; ATP hydrolysis activity; ABC-type transporter activity. Gene Ontology annotation, cellular component: membrane; intracellular membrane-bounded organelle.